Molecule: messenger RNA, 720 nt
Organism: Achroia grisella
Lineage: Eukaryota; Metazoa; Arthropoda; Insecta; Lepidoptera; Pyralidae
Gene: Obp73a
Product: general odorant-binding protein 70
Exons: 6
Coding region: 153-707 (184 amino acids)
Molecular function (GO): odorant binding
Source: RefSeq, a predicted model, not a curated record
GUCUCAGCUUCCACACUGUGUUCGGCCGCGCAGCUUUCGCCGUACGCUCAGCCUGCGAUUAAUAAUUUAAAAAGUAUAAACAAAAUUCUAUAUUUGAAAUUCAAGUGAAUAAUUCUGGAAUAUUUAUUGUUAAUUUUGUGUAAUUGUGCAAAAUGGUUCGAAAAAUUAGUGCGCUGUUAUGUUGUCUAUGCGUUUUUGGUAUUUCAUUGAGUGACAGCGCGAUAUCAUCUGAUAAUGAAAAAAGAUGCCGGAAUCCGCCCACAGCUCCGCAAAAGAUCGAAAGAGUCAUAACCUUAUGUCAAGAUGAAAUCAAACUAUCUAUACUUCGAGAGGCUUUAGACGUCAUUAAAGAGGAGCACACGAUGCCGGCAGAGAGGCGGCGGAACAAGCGAGAGGUGCCAUUUUCACACGACGAAAAACGUAUCGCUGGAUGUUUGCUGCAGUGCGUUUACCGGAAAGUGAAAGCUGUGGACGGUUAUGGCUUCCCGACUCUCGAAGGCUUGGUGGGACUGUACUCGGAUGGCGUGAACGAGCGAGGAUACUUCAUGGCUGUGCUAGAAGCAUCCAGAGAGUGUCUCAUGAGGAAUCAUGACAAAUUCUCCAGGACAAUGCCCAUGGAUAAUGGCCGAAACUGCGAUGUCUCAUUUGACAUAUUCGAGUGCAUAUCUGAUCGGAUUGGCGAAUAUUGCGGUAACUCUGGUCUCUAAACAAUUUACCUCG